This is a messenger RNA of Stegodyphus dumicola, 5409 nucleotides long. It is a transcript of the gene rg, whose product is annotated as A kinase anchor protein rugose. Lineage: Eukaryota; Metazoa; Arthropoda; Arachnida; Araneae; Eresidae. Gene Ontology annotation, molecular function: protein kinase binding. The record is from RefSeq and is a predicted model, not a curated record. Gene Ontology annotation, biological process: intracellular protein localization. Gene Ontology annotation, cellular component: membrane; cytosol.
UCCCUAGGUCAUAAAAUACUGUGAUCAUGUACAUGGAAAGUGGCAUUUCAGUGAAAUUCGAGCUGUUUUCUCCAGGAGGUAUCUGCUGCAGAAUGUUGCCUUGGAAAUAUUUUUGGCAUCAAGAACCUCCAUAAUGUUGGCCUUUAUGGACCACAUGACUGUGAAAAAAGUUGUAAAAGCCCUUCCGUGUGUUGGAGUGGGAAUAAAAUAUGGUAUUCCUCAAACAAGGCGAGCUUCCCUGAUGUCUCCUCGUCAGAUAUUUCAGCAGUCUAAUAUGACUCAGAAAUGGCAACGAAGAGAAAUUACAAACUUUGAAUACCUUAUGUUUCUUAAUACCAUAGCUGGUCGGACCUAUAAUGAUCUGAAUCAGUAUCCAGUGUUCCCGUGGGUGCUUACUAAUUAUGAAGCCCCUGAAUUGGACCUCAGCCUACCUAGUAACUAUAGAGAUCUUUCUAAGCCUGUAGGAGCUCUGAAUCCAAGCAGGAAAGCAUUCUUUGAAGAGCGCUAUGAAACAUGGGAACAUGAAACAAUCCCUCCUUUCCAUUUUGGAACUCAUUAUUCAACUUCUGCUUUCACAUUGAAUUGGCUUGUCAGAGUGGAGCCAUUUACAACCAUGUUCUUGUCUUUGCAAGGAGGUAAAUUUGAUCAUGCCAACAGAAUGUUCUCAUCUGUAGCUCAGGCAUGGAAAAAUUGCCAACGUGAUACAUCUGAUGUCAAAGAAUUAAUUCCUGAAUUCUUCUACUUGGCUGAAAUGUUUAUGAAUAAGAAUGGUUAUCAGCUAGGCUGCCAAGAAGAAGGUACACCUGUUUCAGAUGUGGUAUUGCCUCCUUGGGCUUCCACGCCUGAGGAGUUUGUCCGUAUUAACAGAAUGGCUUUAGAAUCUGAGUUUGUCUCAUGUCAACUUCAUCAGUGGAUUGAUUUGAUAUUUGGUUACAAGCAAAGAGGCCCAGAAGCAGUUCGAGCAACAAAUGUUUUUUAUUACCUAACUUAUGAAGGAAGUGUUGAUCUUGAAAAUAUGAAAGAUCAAGUUAUGAAAGAGGCUAUAGAAAAUCAAAUUAGAAGUUUUGGCCAAACACCAUCUCAACUGCUGAUGGAGCCACAUCCUCCAAGAAGUUCUGCAAUGCAUAUUAGUCCAAUGAUGUUCUCCCCUAUCACAGAAGAAGUGUGCAUGAUAAUGAAAUUUUUAUCCAAUUCCCCAGUGUGUCAUAUAUCGGCUAACACCUAUCCACAGCUUCCUUUACCAUCUGUUGUCACCAUUUCCUGCAACCAAAACUUUGCUGUUAAUAGGUGGAACCCGUGCUUUUCAGGCCCCCUGCAUCAGCCUCCAUAUUCAGAUAAUUCUCAGACUUCACCAUCACAGUUACCCCUUGCCAUGGAUCCUUUACUUAUUAUGAAUGUUGCUCCUUAUAAAAGACAUCUCGGAGAUAAUUUCAGCCAGCGAGUUAAAAUGCGUUCUUGUUGUUUUGUAACAACAGUCGACAGCAGAUUUUUGAUAGCAUGUGGAUUUUGGGAUAACAGUUUCAGAGUAUUUUCAACCGAAUCUGCGAAAAUAGUGCAAAUAGUAUACGGUCACUUUGGUGUCGUUACUUGCUUAGCCAGGUCAGAGUGCAAUAUUACGUCAGAUUGUUAUAUUGCAUCCGGUUCUGAAGAUUGCACGAUUUUGCUGUGGCAUUGGAAUGCUCGUACGCAGUGUAUAGCUGGGGAUUUGUUAAAUAGUCCAGAUGUUCCAACACCUCGAGCAACUUUGACAGGUCAUGAAAGCGAAGUUACAUGUAUUGUUGUUUCAGCAGAGCUUGGAUUGGUUGUUAGUGGCUCAAAAGAUGGACCUGUUCUAGUCCAUACAACAAAUGGAGAUCUGCUGCGAUCUCUUGAAGCUCCAGAAAACUUUCGCUCUCCCGAACUGUGUGCUUUAUGCAGAGAAGGAUUAGUAGUGGUCUGUUAUGAUCAUUGCAAUGUCUGUUGUUUUACCAUUAAUGGAAGGAGGCUUCGGAGUGAAACACAUCAUCAUCCUAUUCAGUGUUUGACAAUGAGUAGAGAUGGUGAAUACAUGAUGACUGGAAGUGACAAAGGUAUUGUUGAAGUGUGGAGAACAUUUAAUCUUGCCCUUCUUUAUGCAUUCUCAGCUUGUGACAGCGGAGUUCGUUCUUUGGCUUUAUCUCAUGAUCAGAAAUUUCUGCUGGCAGGUUUGGCCAAUGGUUCUGUAACAGUUUUUUACAUUGAUUUUAACCGAUGGCACCAUGAAUUUCAACAACGCUAUUAAGUUCUAUUGAGUACUUAUUUCAGUAUUCGUCCCUUAAGUACUGCAGAGACUGUUACCGACACUGCCACACACUUUCUGGUUGCAUUGCAGCACCAGAGGAAUGUGGUUCAUUAUCCAAAUAGAAACCGGCCAUGCAAGGAUACAACACUCUUGUUAUGUAUUUACCUGCAGAUAAUCGGAUGACUUCUAAUAACCAGUUAUGCAAAUCAUUGACUGAUAACUCUCGGUGAUUAUCAUUUAAUGCUUUAGAUAUUAUCGUUAAGUUUCUUUUAUGUAAUUUUGCACUUUGUUUCUGAGGUGGACUGAUGCAGUUAUUACACACGAGCUCCGUCACUGUCCCUAGGUACAUUUGUAGAGUACUUAUGUUGUUGUACAGAUAUGAUAGAACUCUGAACGUCCACAGCGCAGGCCCUCCAUCUGUAUAUAUACAAUAUAUAAAUAAAUAAAUAUAUAUAUAUAAAAUACAUAAAAAGUCAACAUUUUUGACAACUUCUGCCAUCUAUGAGGUGUUGCGAGAUUGCAUAUUAGUCUGAUUUUGUUUCACAUAAUUCUCACCACAGGGGUGUUCAAUUUUAUUGAUGGCCUAUUGUUUACAAGUUAAUAAAAGCGAUGGUUAUGAAGAAUAUUGUUAUUAAACGCUAUUAUGUUUUGCAAUGGUGUUUAAAAAAAUCCUAUUGUACUUUUCAUAGUGAAGCAUAUGUUGUUAGAAUCUUUGUAAAAAGUCUCUAUUUGUGUUAUUUUGUGUACUUAAUGCACCAACAUUCGUUACACUCUGUGAUACCUCAAGAAACAGAUUUCUAUUCCAUGUAUGUUAUCUUGCAAAACAUUUUAACUUUCUGUAUUAUAACCGAGUUUUAUUGUUUAAAGAUUAAAAUAAUAGAGUAACAAGAGCUAAAGAUUAAAACAAUACAGUAACUAAAUUUUCAUUUUUAACCUUUUUUCUGUAUAAGUAAAUUAAUUAGUAAUAUUCCCAAUUUUAUUCAUUCAUGGAAGGAAGUUUGAAAUAUAUUUAAAUGUUUGAUUGUGUUCUAAAUUUAAUGACAUAUGAUUAUUAUGCCACCAAAUAUAAUCUAAAAUUGUUAAUUGAAACUAUUUUAAAAGUGUAAUCUAGUCUAGUCUUAUGUAUAUUUUAUUAGAGUUAGUUUUCUGUGUGCAGCUAGUUUGAUAGAAACUUUCUAAUGCUCAUCAGGAAAUUUUUACCAUUGCUGAAACAUUGAUGAAGUAAUUAUUUACGCAAAUGUGUUGGUAAUUUUCUAAUUGUAUUUCCACACACAUGUGGCAUAAAUGUGGGCAUUGGUUAAAUUUAAAAACCUAAAUUAUGUCCUUUCGUAAAAUCAAACUGUAAUGUGAUUUAUUUAUUUGUUGUGAUUUAUUUAUUUAUUUGUCACAGAUAAGUGUGGAUAAAUUUCCCUUCAAACUAUUAGUAAAUAUCUGUUAGAUUUGUUGCAAUAAAAAUUGCUUUCUUUUUUUGAAAAGAUAUGUAAAACGUUUCCCUGCUCUUUCAUUUAUGACAUACAGUAUGCCAUUUAAUUUUAACUUAUUGCACACCCCUGGCUGAGUAUUUCUGCCUUGCUCAAAGAGAGAUAUUAGUUUUUCUUGUCACUAAUUCUCCUAUCUUUUUCUAUAUAGCCAGAGAUAGUUCUCAAAACAAUUUCCAUUUGGCUCAAAAAUGAUUUAUUCUCUGUAGAGAGUGCUGUCUAUUUGCCCUGUAGCCUAUUAGUGUGAAUAAUUUCUAGUCAAUUGCCUAGGGCAUUGUGCGGCAAAAAAACUGGCAUUGAGCGUCAGUUAUAUAGAACUUAUGUAAAUUUUUGUAAUUUCUGUUGCAUUUCUGAAAGAACGUGAUACAACAACUUUUUACGUAAUACAUAAAUUUCAAGCUUUAAAACUUGUAAAAGCUAUUGAAUUAUGUUUUCAUAAUUUACUUUGAAUUUAAAUAAAUCCAAAAAAACUAUUACUAUAGUUAUUUUUUUCUUUCAUUUUAAUAACAUUCAAUAUUUUUUGUUACUUUCAAGACAACUGAAAGUCAGGGGAGGUAACUGCAGCUGUUGAAUUGUAAAUUUUUUACUUUUUAGUAAGAAUGAAACACUGUGUAUAUGUUUAGUUUUUAACUUUUAUUUUGUGGCAUGUGUGAUUUUUAAUGCAAGACAACAGUAUUUUGACAAUAAUAUAGUAUUGUUUUUAUGCUAAACUUUCAUGUUUCAAUUUUCAGAAUAAUUUUAAUUUUGGGAAUACUUCCUAAAAUAUUGGUAUUAUUUUAUAAGUUACUUUCACUUAAAAAAAUUCUUAUUGUCAUCUUAAUGUGCACAAAAUAUGUGUGAUAGAUAAAAUAUGGAAGUAAUAAUAUUAAUUUUAUUAAAAAUUCUUUUGGCUUUGUCAAUGGGUUAGUUGUGUGUAGUAUUAACAUGGUUGUGUAUUUCUUCAUAUUGUGUUAAGUGUCACUGAUAAUCUAUAGGCAUUACAUUGUUUUUAAAAUGAUGCACAAUUUUUACGGUAUAAUGUGCAAGCCCAUUAUAUGCUGUUCUAGUUCCUACUAGGAUAUGUUUUAUCUUAAUCUGCAGUCAAGUAGCAUUACUACACAAUGUAGUAUAUUCUACGUCAAUAUUUAUUCAGACAGUAGAGAAAUUAACAUCAAUGGCAGAAGCUAUAUCACAUGUGAAUUGAAAUUAUUCGAAAAUGUAUGUAUUGCAUUACUGUCGGUUAUAAGACUGUUUUUCAGUUCUUAUAUUUGUUAGUUUAGUCACAUUUCAGGCAUUCCUUUAAUCAAAAUAAAACAGUAUCUUUUAUUUAGUGUGAUUUUUUUAAGUUAUAUAUUGUAAACUAGAGAAUGUUAUUUAACAUUGAUUUGUAAUUUAAUUUUUUGUUUUUGUGAGCUUCAUUGUACUUAUGUGUGUUUUUUAACAUUCCCUUACUUCUUGUAGAAAUAUUUGUAUUUUUUAAAAUGAUAAUUCUGAUAUAUUCUUAUAUACGUGUGUGCAGUUGAGUGGUUGCAUAUAUGUCCUCCUUCACAUGAACACUUUAUUUUCUUCUUUUGGGUUUUACCAUUUGUCAGUCUCACUUCUUAGGUUUCAAUGCCCUUUGUUGCCAGCACAAAUGGUAUGGGGCUUGUCUAACAAUCAGGUGAACUGGUUCAAUAAAGCUAUUGACUUGUA